AUGAUCAUGGUUUACCAUCACUUUCAACGUGAAAAUCUCAAACUAGCGUGGAAGCAUUGCAGCGAUCCGGCUAUCAUCUGCCCGACGCCUACUGCGAGAAGUACUAAGAGAAGUAGAAAUAGUACUCCAAGUCACCCGAUUUCAUCAAGGCCAUGGGUGACGUGCAUGAAGAACACGCUGGCUCUUGGAUACUCAGAGACAUUCCACUGA
This is a messenger RNA of Cooperia oncophora, 210 nucleotides long. NCBI's taxonomy places the organism in Eukaryota, Metazoa, Nematoda, Chromadorea, Rhabditida, Trichostrongylidae. The record is from the annotation of a GenBank genome assembly.